Filobasidium floriforme is the source of this 972-nucleotide messenger RNA. Its product is annotated as TPT-domain-containing protein. The coding region runs from base 1 to 972 and encodes 323 amino acids. Gene Ontology annotation, cellular component: Golgi apparatus. NCBI's taxonomy places the organism in Eukaryota, Fungi, Basidiomycota, Tremellomycetes, Filobasidiales, Filobasidiaceae. Gene Ontology annotation, molecular function: antiporter activity. The transcript is spliced from 8 exons. The record is from RefSeq and is a predicted model, not a curated record.
AUGGAUGGAGCCGAGGGCACCAAGAAGUUUACCGAUUCGGCGGCUUAUUGGUUGAUCCUCUACUUCAUGUUCAACCUCGGGCUGACCCUGUUUAAUAAGGUCGUCCUGGUCAACUUUCCCUUUCCCUAUACCCUGACUGGACUUCAUGCUCUGAGUGGAUGUGCGGGUUGUUAUAUCGCGCUCGAAAGGGGAGCUUUUGUACCGGCUCGACUGACAUCAAAGGAGAAUCUCGUCAUGGGAGCAUUCUCUGUCCUGUACACCAUCAAUAUCGCCGUCAGCAAUCUCAGUCUGCAUCUCGUCACAGUUCCUUUCCAUCAAGUCGUCCGGGCGUCGACCCCGUUGUUCACCAUUCUCAUCUCGGUGUUGUUCUUCCGAGGUAAAUUCAGCGCGAUGAAGCUCAUCAGCUUGUUGCCGGUCAUCGCUGGAGUCGGGUUUGCCACCUACGGAGACUAUUAUUUCACCGCCUGGGGACUUAUCUUGACUCUGCUCGGCACUUUCCUUGCCGCUUUCAAGACUGUGAUCACCAAUGUCAUUCAGACAGGUGGCGGUGGACGCCUCAAGCUGCACCCUCUCGAUCUGCUCAUGCGAAUGUCGCCCCUGGCGUUCAUCCAAUGCGUCAUCUACGGCUGGUGGUCGGGCGAGCUCGAACGAGUCAGACGAUACGGUGCGAGGGAGAUGACCAGGGAGAAGGCAUUUGCCUUGUUCAUCAAUGGGAUGAUCGCUUUCGGGUUGAAUGUCGUCAGCUUCUCCGCGAACAAGAAGACGGGUGCCCUCACGAUGACGGUAGCGGCGAACUGCAAGCAAGUCUUGACCAUUGCCAUCGCCGUCUUCCUGUUCAACCUCCACAUCAAUUUCACCAACGGUAUCGGAAUCGUCCUGACCUUGAUUGGAGGGGGUUGGUACGGAUGGAUCGAGUUCCAGGAAAAGAACGCCAAAAGCCGGCUUCAACAACGUCUGACAAAAGGUCCUUAG